CGAAAUAUGGCGGCCCAAGUCUGACGAAAACUAUUGAGAUCUGCCCAUAUUUCGACAAAAAUAGCUAAGGACUGUUUGGCGUUGAGGAGGUCGAGAAACCAGUCUCCGAUCAUCUGGGUUGUGCAGCCAAUCAAUGGUCAACAUGGGCAGGACCCCGCUUAAAGAUCAGAAAGAGAGUAAAAAGGAGAAACCGGGAAAGAGUACUCCUGCCGCAAGCCCUCCACCUGUCAAAGUCCCAGAGUCCUCCUUCACCUGGGAGGAGUACCUGAAGGAAACCAACUCCGUUCCAGCACCCCCAAGUUGCUUCCGACAGUCCAGCGCCCCCCCCAGCAAUGACUUCAAGGCGGGCAUGAAGCUGGAGGCGCGCGACCCGCGCAACUCCACCUCCGUCUGCAUCGCCACGGUGAUGGGCAUGACGGGCACGCGGCUCCGCCUGCGCCUGGACGGCAGCGACAACACCAACGACUUCUGGCGCCUGGUGGACUCGUCCGACAUCCAGCCCAUCGGCACCUGCGAGAAGAACGGCGACAUGCUGCAGCCGCCACUCGGAUUCAGAAUGAAUGCUUCCUCAUGGCCCAUGUUCCUCCUAAGAACCUUAAAUGGAGCAGAGAUGGCCCCAGCCACAGCCUUCAAGAAGGAACCUCCAAAGCCGACCCAAAACGCCUUUAAGGCUGGGAUGAAACUGGAAGCCGUGGACAAGAAGAACCCCUAUCUUAUCUGCCCAGCCACUAUCGGGGAGGUCAAGGCAGAGGAGGUCUUCAUCAUGUUCGAUGGAUGGCGUGGCGCUUUCGACUACUGGUGCCGAUACGAUUCGCGAGACAUUUUCCCUGUCGGAUGGUGUGCACUCACAAAACACAGUCUGCAACCGCCUGGCAAUAGUGUGACCCCUCAAAAGCAGCCCAUCCCCUCUGCAUCGCCCGCCAAGCCGCCCCGCCGCUCCAUGCAGACGUCUCUGUACCGGCUGCCCAACCCGCUGCCACCCUUGCCAGUGCGCAAGGGGGUGCGCGGGCGCCGGCCCAAGAGCGAGACCAUCGCCCUGCUGAAGGCAGUGGCGGCGGCCGCCGCAGCACAGAAUGGGCAGCAGGACGAGGACAUCAAAGUCCCCAUCACCCCUCAGCUGGCCCCCAGGCCCCACAAGAAGAGAGGCCCCAAGCCGGGCAGUAAGCGGAAGCCCAAGAUCCUCCACGCCACCUUGUCGACGUCCACCGCUGAUUCCAGGUUUGCUGGUGGUCCGAUGUCCCCUGAUGGGCCGAACCUGGGCUCAGGUCCCUCCGUGGUCUCCACAGUCUGCGUGUACGUCAACAAGCACGGCAACUGCGGGCCACACCUGGACAGGAAGCAGGUCCAGCGGCUGCCUGACCACUUCGGGCCCGGCCCGGUCAACGUCAUCAUGCAGCAGGCAGUGCAGGCGUGCGUGGACUGCGCCUACCAGCCCAAAGUGCUGCUGGGAUGCCUGCAGGGCCACUCGGACGGAGAGGAGGUGGUCAAAGUUAGGACAGACGGAGGCACCCGCACUGUGAAGCUGCCCUCGGCCUCUAGCGCCUCCUAUGUACUGCGCUUCCUGGAGAUGGUCUGCCGCCACCUGCAGUGUGACAACCUCUUCAGCAGCCAGCCCUUCAACCCCUACGCAGCCGCCGCCUACGACCGCAGCAAGUCAGUCAAAGAGGAGAUGUCCGAGGCGCCGUCGUUAAAUCGACCCGGCAAACGCAUCUCCAGAGACUCCCCUCCCUACGCAGCUCCUCUCUCCCCCAAGCUACUGCGCACAGAGGCCCACCCAUCAGAAGCAGAGACUCUGCCGCACGAGGAGAACGGCCUCCUGAAGGAGCAGCGUUUCAUGGACUCCGCCUCCAACUCCAUGACGCCCCGCCCCCAGACGCUGCGCAGCUCCUCGGAGUACCACCCCCCGCCCAGCAGCCCCUACUACCCCGGCCCGCCCCUGCGCAGACACUCGUCCAACCCCCCCGACCUCACGUCCGCGCGCACCCACAGACGAGUGGAGGCAGCCAGUUCCACCACGGGGCCUGAGCCCCAGGCGGGGGACAGGGAGGCCCCCCGGGGGUCCCACCGGAGCCCGUCCACCUGGUCCAUAGAGGAGGUCAUGCAGUUCGUGUGCAACGCCGACCCCACAGCACUGGCACCGCACGCAGAGCUCUUCAGGAAGCAUGAGAUCGACGGGAAGGCACUGAUGCUGUUGCGGAGCGACAUGGUGAUGAAGUACAUGGGCCUGAAGCUGGGCCCGGCGCUGAAGCUCUGUCACCACAUCGAGAGACUGAAGCAAGGGAAGCACUAAACCCCCUCCCCCUCCCCCUCCUCCUCCUCCUCCUCCCCGCCCCACCCCGCUGACAGACUGGACGAAAGAGGCAAUAUACAAAGAAACUGCAGCAGACUGCGAUCGACUGAAACCCGGAG
This is a messenger RNA of Sardina pilchardus (European sardine), 2409 nucleotides long. RefSeq names its product sex comb on midleg-like protein 2. The record is from RefSeq and is a predicted model, not a curated record. The transcript has 15 exons. Gene Ontology annotation, cellular component: nucleus. Bases 134 to 2290 code for a protein of 718 amino acids. NCBI's taxonomy places the organism in Eukaryota, Metazoa, Chordata, Actinopteri, Clupeiformes, Clupeidae. Gene Ontology annotation, molecular function: chromatin binding; histone binding. Gene Ontology annotation, biological process: negative regulation of DNA-templated transcription.